Molecule: messenger RNA, 1665 nt
Organism: Lodderomyces margitis
Lineage: Eukaryota; Fungi; Ascomycota; Pichiomycetes; Serinales; Debaryomycetaceae
Product: MFS transporter
Exons: 1
Coding region: 1-1665 (554 amino acids)
Biological process (GO): xenobiotic detoxification by transmembrane export across the plasma membrane
Cellular component (GO): membrane
Molecular function (GO): fluconazole transmembrane transporter activity; xenobiotic transmembrane transporter activity
Source: RefSeq, a predicted model, not a curated record
AUGUCAGAUUUUAUACGAGAUAGUUUUGGCGGUAGAUUAAUAUACCAUUUAUCGAGGCACAAGUAUUUCAGAUACCCUGAAGAAGAAGAAGAUUAUAUCAUUCCCGAGAAAUAUUUGGUGGAUACCAAAUCAGACAUUCAAUGUUUACCCAAAGAGGAGCUUGAUGGUGAUGAUGCUAGUGCUUCUUUGUCAUCUAGUUCCAGCAUUAGCGGGAAAACCGUGAUACCAGAGGACAAAUACAACAACUACAUUUUUGUUGAAUGGGAUGGUGAUGAGGAUCCGGAAGAUCCACGUAAUUGGAAUCUUUUCAAAAAGGGGUUUUUCAUAUUUGAAGUGGCAUUUUUAACCACGUCGGUUUACAUGGCAUCUGCAGUCUAUACUCCCGGGUUACAACAACUCCAAGAUGAACUUUCAGUAGGUAGAGUGGUUGGUACAUUGGGGGUGUUUACAUUUGUUCUUGGUUAUGGUAUUGGACCUAUUCUAUGGUCACCCAUUUCGGAAAAUGCUGCCGUUGGAAGAUCAUCGAUUUAUGCAUUGACGUUGUUGGUUUUUGUUAUUUUGCAAAUCCCCACUGCUUUGGUGGACAACAUUGCUGGGUUCUGUAUUCUUCGGUUUUUGGGUGGAUUUUUUGCUAGUCCUUGUUUGGCAACAGGUGGGGCCAGUGUUGGAGAAGUGACAAAGUAUUGGAAUUUCCCCUUGUCGUUGGCUCUUUGGAGUAUUGGUGCUGUAUGUGGGCCUAGCUUGGGUCCAUUCUUUGGAGCAAUCUUAUCAGUGAAGGCGGGAUGGAGAUGGAGUUUUUGGUUUAUAAUGAUUGUGUCUGGCUUUUCCCUAGCAAUGUUGACGUUCUUCUUACCUGAGACCUACGCACCCACAUUACUUGCAAGAAAAGCUAAACGUUUGAGAGCCAAAACUGGUAAUAAUCGAAUUACUACUAUGGGACUAUUGGAAAAUGAAGAAAGAACAGUGCAUCAAAUAAUGAUUGAAGCUCUUUGGCGUCCUAUCGAAGUCACUAUAUUGGAACCGGUGGUGUUGUUGAUUGAUAUAUACAUUGCCAUGGUUUACAGUGUGCUUUAUUUGUUUUUCGAGGUGCUUCCCAUUUAUUUUGUUGAAGUUAGAGGGUUCACCACUAUUGAGUUGGGUUUGACAUAUUUGGCAAUUAUUAUUGGUGUAUUGGUUGCUGUGUCCAUAUAUCUUCCGAUAAUCCACCACCAAUUCACCAAACCAAUUUUGAAUAAUGAGACGGUCUAUCCAGAAGUAUUUAUACCAAUUGCUAUAGGUGGCGGGUGUUUGUUUGCAUCUGGUUUAUUCAUAUUCGGGUGGUCGGCAACCACGUAUACACAUUGGAUAGGACCACUUUUUGGAGUUGCAAUAACAACUGCUGGUACUUUUUUGAUGUUUCAAACGUUAUUCAAUUAUAUGGGUGCGUCGUUCAAAUUGGAGUAUCUUGCAUCAGUUUUUGCUUCGAAUGAUUUGGUUAGAUCCACCAUUGCUUCUGUUUUCCCGAUUUUUGGUGCUGCCUUGUUUAACAAUUUAAAAAUUGAUAAAUUCCCUGUGGCUUGGGGCUCAAGUGUUUUAGGGUUUAUUGGUACUGCAAUGAUUGCCAUACCAGUAUUGUUUUAUAUAAAUGGACCAAAGUUGAGAGCAAGAUCAAAGUAUGCCAAGUGA